Molecule: messenger RNA, 1227 nt
Organism: Colletotrichum truncatum
Lineage: Eukaryota; Fungi; Ascomycota; Sordariomycetes; Glomerellales; Glomerellaceae
Source: RefSeq, a predicted model, not a curated record
AUGACAACCCAAUCGGAUUCCGCUUUCGAAAAUCUCCCGACCGAGAUACUUGAACAAAUCAUCUUGUACAUCACCGAUCCAGGAUCUAUAUACCAUCUCCUCGUAGCCAGCCCCGCUGCUUCGCGCGUCUUCAAUGUCUCUGAAGCCGGCCCCAAAGCCCUCGACAAUGCCCUCGCCGAAACAAUGGCACCACAAGUGUGCCGUUUCAUACGGCUUGUUGGCCUCAUACGCACUGCAACCUCCGAGAAGCCCCUAGCAGAGUCACUCCGGGCCUUUGCGGAACAGUACACGCAACGUCUGGAGGGGACCCAUCUUGGUCCUGUUCCGCCUCUCCCGCGCUCAUUUUGUGGCGAGCACCGUCAUGCAACCCGAAGCCUUCUCUCAACUGUACGACACAUCAUUUUCUUGGCAUCAGACUGUCUGGAGCACUAUCGCAGACGAUGUCUCUCCAUAAAACCCUCCCACCUUAAGAGUCGCUUCGUCUGGGGCUCCGGGUACGCGAAGCCAUGGCGUGAGAAACCUCUUGGGGAGCCAUACAAGCCGCAAGAUAUUGGGCCCCCCUGUUGGGUUGAGGAACAGCGCGUGAUGCGCGGAUUCUGGAGAUUGCAGUUGCUGAACGAAAUGAGAACGGCGGCUUCCGAAGGUCGACUGCGCUGGGCCGUCGAGGACGAUCAAAAGGAGAUAUCUGCCGAUACGCUAUUCCUCGGCUGGAACAGACCGAGGCAACCAAAGAAAGAGGAGUUUCUCACCGUCGUCGACUUUGUAAACCAUACGCAGAGCGGCCCUAUAAAUGCCGACUACCCUCUAUGCCUUCCACCCUCUCCUCGGGGGCACAAUGCAGUUGGCAAGUGGCCAGCCUUGGCUUUAUACCAGCAAGUCGAUAGUUUAUGGGAACGAGAUACAUUAUUAGACCUGAACCCCGCUGGCUUCGGCUUCUACAUGAGAUUGUGGGGCUCCCAUUUCUCCCCUAUCCGCGGCGUUCCGUUCCGGCCAUACCGCGAGCUCGGAUUUGCCAUAUGGGAAACAGACAAGCUGACCAAACUCAAACUAUGGUGGCCGCACGAGGCGAGUAGAGACGGCAAAACUAGGCCGCUGGAUAAAAACGAUCAAAUAUUUGCAUGGAGGAGUCUUUUGAGCCAGGAGCUUUUGGCUGAACUUGUAGAAAAAAUGGACGAAGAAUAUCGGCGGACCGGGCGUUGGUUACCUCAAGAUAACCCGGAUAUGUGA